Solanum stenotomum is the source of this 1131-nucleotide messenger RNA. Its product is annotated as GDSL esterase/lipase At5g45960. The coding region runs from base 1 to 1131 and encodes 376 amino acids. The record is from RefSeq and is a predicted model, not a curated record. The transcript has 5 exons. NCBI's taxonomy places the organism in Eukaryota, Viridiplantae, Streptophyta, Magnoliopsida, Solanales, Solanaceae. Gene Ontology annotation, molecular function: hydrolase activity, acting on ester bonds.
AUGAGAUGUUCUUGUCAUGUCAUGUUACUUCGAUAUUCUCCAAUAUUGUUAUUUCUUAUUUUCAUCAGCAUCAUCAGUAGUAACAUUAAAGGUGAAACUGGACCAUUAACAAAAAAGAAUGUGCUAAUUAAGCCCUUCAAUAAUACCAUUUCAGCUAUCUUUGUCUUUGGAGACUCCACAGUUGACCCUGGCAACAACAACUGCAGAGCCACUGUUACAAAGAGCAAUUUUCCUCCCUAUGGAAGGGACUUUGUCAACCACAUUCCCACAGGAAGAUUCACCAAUGGCCGCCUCGUCACUGAUAUGAUGGCUUCAUAUAUAGGACUCAAAGAAUUCGUGCCACCAUAUUUGGAUCCAAUACUUAGCUUGGAGGAGCUGAUGACUGGCGUUAGUUUCGCCUCCGGCGGCUCUGGCUUAGACCCUCUCACCGCUCAAAUAAGCGGCGUAAUUCCAUUGGAACAGCAGCUAGAAUAUUUUAAAGAGUACAAAAUUAGAGUUGAAAAUGAGAUUGGGGAAGAAAAAACAAAAUUGUUAAUAAGUAAAGCAAUGUUCCUUAUAAGUGCUGGCACAAAUGAUUUUGUUAUCAAUUAUUUUAACACCCAAUUGAGAAGACACUCUUACACACUCCCUGACUACCAGCAGUUUUUGCUACAACUAACUCAACAGUUUCUCAAGGAUUUAAUGGCUGAGGGAGCUCGAGUCAUCGGAAUAGUAGGGUUACCACCGAUGGGGUGUUUACCGGUGGUGAUCACCAUGAAGACGGCCGGCAGCCCAUUGCAACCACGUCAAUGUAUUGAUUCAUAUUCCGACGUAGGAAAAGAGUAUAAUCAGCUUCUUCAAAAUAUGUUAAAAAAUAUGAAUACUUAUGGAACAAAAAUAAUAUAUGCUGAUAUAUACAAUCCUUUAUAUGACAUGGUACAAAAUCCCAACAAGUAUGGUUUUAAUAACGUCUACUCUGGUUGUUGUGGAACUGGGCUUUUCGAGCUUGCACUUUUGUGCAAUCCAAAUUCACUUGUUUGCAUUAAUGCUUCGGAAUAUAUUUUCUGGGACGCAGUCCAUCCAACUCAAGCUACGUAUUAUAAUUUGUUCAAUUCUCUGCGUCCCACCGUUGAUGUUAUGCUUAAGUUAUAA